Ricinus communis (castor bean) is the source of this 2172-nucleotide messenger RNA. Its product is annotated as synaptotagmin-3. Gene Ontology annotation, molecular function: lipid binding. The transcript has 11 exons. The record is from RefSeq and is a predicted model, not a curated record. Lineage: Eukaryota; Viridiplantae; Streptophyta; Magnoliopsida; Malpighiales; Euphorbiaceae. Bases 710 to 2020 code for a protein of 436 amino acids. Gene Ontology annotation, cellular component: endoplasmic reticulum.
GUGCGAAAACCAAAACAAGAAUAUUGCAACAAAAAACGAAACUGUUUUGUCAGUUUUCUUUUCGCGCUCCAUCGGUUACAUUUCCGAUUUCUUCUUUCCACUAAUUUUUUUUUUCUUUUUCUCUCCUUCACCUUCAAGAUUUAAAGUACUGUUUAAAUUUCUGUUCCUGUUAUAUGGUACCUCAAAAUUCACUUUCUUCAUUCAUCUCUUUAUACCUCAGAGUUUCUAAUAUUUCAUUAUGGGAAUUUUCAGUAAUUUACUAGGAAUUAUAGGAUUUGGAAUUGGAAUUUCAAUUGGUCUUUUAGUUGGUUUCUUUUUAUUCAUUUAUUUCGAACCUCAAUAUGUUAAGGUAAUCACAUUCUAUCUUAAACCAUUCUGUUAAUACGAUAUGUAUGUUACAGCGGCCUACCAACUGAGUUAACCCCUGAUUGAUAUUUUUCCAUUUUAAAUGUUUUACAACAUUUGAUGAAGCAACUGGUGAUUAUGAAUUUCUUUUUCUUUUCUUACAUUGGUAAACAAUCUGAGGACUAAAUUUGCAGGAACCAAUAAUCAGGAAGCUUCAUGAAUUGGACACUAACUCUAUGCUUGAUGUUUUGCCAGAGAUUCCUAUGUGGGUGAAGCAUCCUGAUUAUGACCGAAUUGACUGGUUAAAUAAGUUUAUAUCCGAUUUGUGGCCGUAUCUUGACAAGAGUAUACCGACAAGUUUUUUAUGAAGUCUAUAGAUUUUAAAAGCUUGAGUCUUGGUACUCUUCCUCCUAUAAUUCAUGGUAUCAAAGUGCAUGAAACUAAUGAAAAAGAACUACUAAUUGAGCCUGCAAUCAAAUGGGCUGGAAAUUCUGACAUUACUCUGGUGUUCAAAUUCUUAUCUUUACCAAUCAUAGUACAGCUGUUGGAUGUUCAAGUUUCUGCAGCACCAAGGAUAACCUUAAGACCUCUUGUGCCUACUUUCCCUUGCUUUGCCAGUGUAGUAGUUUCCUUGCUAGAAAAGCCACAUAUAGACUUCGGAUUGAAACUGCUUGGAGCUGAUGUUAUGGCAAUUCCUGGCCUGUAUCAAUUUGUUCAGGAAUUAAUUGCAAAACAAAUUGCUAGUCUCUAUCUCUGGCCACAAGCACUUGACAUACCGAUUCUUGAUGGUUCAGUAGGGGCUAUUAAGAAGCCUGUGGGCAUAUUGCAUGUGAAGAUCGUACGAGCACUUAAACUCUUGAAGAUGGAUUUGCUGGGAACUUCUGAUCCUUUUGUUAAACUCAGCCUGUCUGGAGAAAGGCUUCCAGCAAAGAAAACUUCUAUUAAGAUGAAGAACCUUAACCCCGAGUGGAAUGAGCACUUCAAGCUUAUUGUCAAGGAUCCUGACUCUCAAGUUCUUCAAUUGCAUGUUUAUGACUGGGAAAAGGUUGGAACUCAUGAUAAGUUGGGGAUGCAAGUAGUUCCAUUGAGAUUACUUAGUCCUUGUGAAACUAAAAGAUUGACACUUGACUUGGUCAAGAACACAAAUCGCAACGAUCCUCAUAACAAAAAACAUAGAGGCAAGCUUGUUGUGGAGAUGACAUUUAAUCCUUUCAAAGAAGAUAAUAAUAGAUUUAGCGGUCCUUUAGAUAGUUACGAGAGGAAAGGAAGUAGCAUUGGAAGAAUUCCUGAAGACAUUUCAUUAUAUAGAGGUGGUUUGCUUUUAGUUACAGUUCAAAGAGCCGAGGAUGUUGAGGGAAGGCAUCACAAUAACCCUUAUGCAUUGGUUAUCUUCAGGGGAGAACAAAAGAAAACUAAGCUGAUCAAGAAAACUCGAGACCCGAGUUGGAAUGAAGAAUUCCAGUUUGUACUAGGAGAAGCUCCAUUGCAGGAAAAGAUCCAUAUUGAAGUGAUGAGUAGGAGGACAGGAUUCAGCUUCCGACCCAAGGAAAUGUUGGGGUAUGUGGAUAUUAAUCUUGUGGAUGUGGUGUACAAUGGGCGCAUCAAUGAGAAGUAUCAUCUCAUCAAUUCCAAAAAUGGAAUAAUAAUUGUUGAUAUUAGAUGGAAGGCUCUAUGAGAAGUUGCCAUGAUGUAACAUAAUAUAGCUCGGAAAUUACUUUGAAGCACAUUGUAUAUAAAUGUCUGUAAACAUGAAUAUUCUAUUUCCAAUCCUAAACAUGAUAUACAUAUUGCUUAUUUAAUGCUGAUUAUGCACUAAUUUAGGUUUGA